AUGCCGCCUCACGAUACUUCGGAGGAACAACCUCUCCUCAAUGAAGAGGAUCGAAAUUCUGAAGCACCCUUUAAAUUCACUUCAACGCAAUUAGCGGAACUUAUAGAGUCUAGAAACCGCAAUGCAUUAAAAGAAUUAGGUGGUCCCGAGAAAGUUUUGGAAGGCUUAAGGGUAGAUCCUGCUAUUGGUUUAAGCUCAGACGAAGGAUUAGGCUCCUCUAAGAAUCAAAGGCAAAAGUAUUUUGGAAAAAAUGUUUUGCCGACAACCCCACAACGUUCCUUAUUAUCGUUAAUCUGGGAAGCUUAUCAGGAUAAAACUUUAAUUUUGUUGAGCAUUGCCGCCAUCGUAUCGUUGAUCGUGGGUGUUAGCGAGGACUAUUCUUCUCGUCAUCCUGACAACGAACCUCGUGUCGGUUGGGUUGAAGGUGCUGCCAUUCUGGCUGCCGUCGCCGCCGUUGUUUUCACAAAUGCAAUUAAUGACUACCAGAAGGAAAAGCGGUUUAGAAAACUUAACGCAAAAAAGGAGGACAGAACCGUUAAGCUUAUUCGCAGUGGUAAAGAACAUCAAAUUUCAGUUUAUGAAAUCAACGUUGGGGAUAUACUGCUACUCGAACCUGGAGAUAUAGUCGCGGUUGAUGGUAUCUAUUUGAGCGGACACAAUCUCCGCUGUGACGAAUCUAGUCUUACCGGUGAAUCCGAUGCUAUAAAAAAAGGCGAUUUGGACUCUAAUGGGGAUCCAUUUAUACUUAGCGGUGCAAAGGUAAUCGAAGGAGUUGGAAAAGCUGUCGUCGUUGCAGUUGGUCCUAAUUCAUACUACGGAAAAACCAUGAUGGCACUUAGUGGUGGUGAGAAUAUCGAGACACCACUUCAAGUAAAAUUAGAUGAUCUCGCUGAGCAAAUAGCAAAAUUGGGUGUUUCGGCCGCUUUGGCUAUGUUACUCACUCUUUUCAUCAAAUAUUUCGUCACUGCCGCUCGUUCGAAUGAAUUUCCUGACGGAGAAGCAAUCUUGACAUCACUAGUUUCAAUCGUUAUCCAGGCUAUUACCAUUGUCGUUGUUGCCGUACCUGAAGGGCUACCCAUGGCAGUAACGCUCGCACUUGCCUACGCGACCACCCAAAUGUUGAAGGACAAUAACUUGGUUCGGGUGCUUUCCGCUUGUGAAACCAUGGGAAAUGCUACCGCAGUAUGCUCAGAUAAAACUGGUACGUUGACACAAAAUAAAAUGACGGUCGUAGAAGGAGUUAUUGGUCGAAAGACGUUCGGUGAUGAAAAUGAGAUUCCAAGAUGGAAAAAUGAAGUUGCUCCUUCCACGUAUGACAUCACUGUGCAAGGAAUUGUGAUUAACUCGUCUGCAUUCGAGGGAAAGGAUGAUAAUGGAAAUCCGUGUUUCGUCGGUUCAAAAACCGAAUGCGCCUUACUCGGUUUUGUAAGUUCUUUUGGCGUGGAUUAUCGAGAAUUGAGAUCUCACAUCAAGCCAGUUAAAAUAUAUCCAUUUUCAUCAGAACGAAAAACUAUGACCUCAGUUAUAAAAUUAGCAACUUCAGGAAGUUCACACGGCAAAGCUCCUGCAAAUGCAGAAUAUAGAGUCCACGUCAAAGGAGCAUCUGAAAUAGUUUUAGGUUCUUGUUCGCAUUAUGUUGAUUCCGAUGGAAAAGUUCAGAAGCUCGAUGAGAAUUCUAAACGUGAUUUCGAGAUUGUUAUAACACAAUUUGCGGGCAAGGCUCUACGCACAAUUUGCUUGGCAUACCGUGAUGUGACUGCUAACGAAUUAGAACAUUUCAACGAGGAGAAUGCACCACUCGAAAAGUUAGUGUGCUUAGGAAUCGUAGGUAUUCAGGAUCCUCUGCGUCCUGGUGUAGUGGAAUCUGUGAAUGAAUUUAGGAAAGCUGGCGUCAUGGUCAGAAUGAUUACUGGUGAUAAUCUUUUAACAGCAAGCGCUAUCGCAAAAAAUGCCGGUAUAUUAACUAAAGGUGGUGUUGCUAUGACUGGGACGGAAUUUAGGAAUAAAACGAAGGAAGAACAAAGUGAAAUUGUUCCUUGGUUACAGGUACUCGCUCGUUCGUCACCAACUGACAAGACCAUAGUCGUCUCACGUUUACAAGAAGCGGGAGAAAUUGUCGCAGUUACCGGGGAUGGUACUAACGACGGACCAGCGUUAAAAAUGUCGGAUGUUGGAUUUAGCAUGGGUAUAACCGGUACGGAAGUUGCGAAAGAAGCUUCCGAUAUUAUUUUAAUGGACGAUAAUUUUAAUUCUAUCGUUAAAGCCUUAAAGUGGGGACGUGCGGUUAAUGAUAGUGUGCGAAAAUUUUUACAAUUUCAACUCACCGUAAAUAUCACUGCCGUUAUUUUGUCAUUCAUAAGCGCCAUUCUCAGUGAGGACAAUCAAUCUGUAUUGACUGCUGUGCAACUGUUAUGGGUUAACCUUAUUAUGGAUACCCUGGCUGCUCUUGCUUUAGCAACGGAGCCCCCUACAGAUGAUCUCUUAAAUAGACGGCCUACUGUUAAAAACGCAUCCCUAAUUAACUAUCGAAUGUGGAAGAUGAUCAUUGGACAAGCGAUUUUCCAGAUAGCUAUAAACCUGGCUUUGUUGCAUCAAGGCUAUAAGAUCUUUCAUCUCGAUGAAAACGAUAAACAUCAGAGGGCUGUAAUGCGAACCAUCAUCUUUAACGCAUUUGUCUUUCUUCAAGUCUUUAAUGAGAUCAAUUGUCGACGUAUCGAUGAUAGUUUGAACGUUUUUCGUAACAUCUUUAACAACCAUAUAUUCAUCAUCAUUCAAUUUAUUGUUAUUGCGGGCCAAUUCGCCAUUGUCCAAUUUGCCGGGACAGCUUUUGGCACUGUGCCACUUAACCAUUAUCAAUGGCUCGUUACCGUAAUAAUCGGGUCUCUUUCUCUACCUGUGGGUUUAAUAAUCAGGCUUAUUCCCAAUAGUUGCUUACCAGAAAGUGCUAUAAAUGAAGAUUUUAAACCAAAGGUCAGCAAAGAAAAGCGGUUGUGGGGAGCCGGAAUUUCCGAUGUCAGGACACAACUGAAAGUUUUCAGGGCCUUGAGAAAAUACAAGGGCAAGUCUAUUCCGGGAAGUAGAAAGAACAGUUUUGCCAAUGCAGCUCAUUCAGCGAUUGGAAAAUAA
Acaulospora morrowiae is the source of this 3126-nucleotide messenger RNA. Lineage: Eukaryota; Fungi; Glomeromycota; Glomeromycetes; Diversisporales; Acaulosporaceae. The record is from the annotation of a GenBank genome assembly.